Molecule: messenger RNA, 2767 nt
Organism: Leptidea sinapis
Lineage: Eukaryota; Metazoa; Arthropoda; Insecta; Lepidoptera; Pieridae
Gene: Dopr1
Product: dopamine receptor 1-like
Exons: 8
Coding region: 296-1540 (414 amino acids)
Biological process (GO): adenylate cyclase-activating adrenergic receptor signaling pathway
Cellular component (GO): membrane
Molecular function (GO): G protein-coupled receptor activity
Source: RefSeq, a predicted model, not a curated record
UCAGUCACCAGUUGCACAUCUCUAGUUCAAGUUCAAACGCAACGCUCUUGCCAAAAAUUAAACAGUACACUAUCUGUGGUAAUAAAUUGGCAAGCCAUUCGAAUUUUUAACUUUUUUUUUAACUGUGCAGUGCAGUGGUCUGUGGUACUAAAAAGUUCGUAAUGUGAAAAGUUUUAAUCUGAAUGCUAGAACUUUUAUUUUGAAAUGUGAUGAGAGAUGGCACUCCGCAUAACGUGGCAAUCAACAUGUUUUGGAUUCUUCCUGAAGGCGGACACGAAGAUUUGAAGCAAAAUGAAUGAGAACAGCUGAUAAAAUGGAGCACACACACACUUCUCCGACAAGUACGGUGAUUGGAGCAAAUGAUACGGUUGAGUUUGAUGACGCUGAUGAUCCAGAUGCCGUGACCCUUCUUUCAAUAUUAAUAGUUGGUAUAUUUCUUUCCCUCCUGAUAUUUGUGAGUGCGGCAGGGAACAUCCUCGUCUGCAUAGCAAUAUAUACAGACAGGGGUUUGAGAAGGAUCGGCAAUCUAUUUCUGGCAUCGUUGGCAAUUGCUGACAUGCUCGUUGCUGCCGCUGUCAUGACAUUUGCUGGAGUUAACGACUUACUUGGGUAUUGGGUAUUUGGCGAGCAGUUCUGUGACACUUGGGUGGCUUGUGACGUCAUGUGUUCUACUGCAUCGAUACUGAAUCUCUGUGCUAUAUCUCUAGACCGAUAUAUUCACAUUAAAGACCCACUAAGGUACGGCCGAUGGGUGACUCGAAAAGUGGCCAUCGUUACAAUAGCGCUUAUCUGGCUGCUAGCAGUCAUGGUCAGCUUCCUGCCAAUAUCACUGGGGCUUCACCGACCGCCUGAUGAAGUGCUCAACACGACGGACAAGCCCAGAUACCCCACGUGCGCUCUAGUUCUGACACCGACGUAUGCCGUCGUGUCAAGCUGUAUAUCCUUCAUUCUUCCGUGUAUUGUUAUGAUAAGCAUUUAUUGUAGACUAUAUUGCUACGCCCAGAAGCAUGUUAAAUCAAUCAGAGCAGUAACACGAACCGUUCAGUUACCAGACAACAGAACCAAGUCUGUCCGGACCAGAGUACAUACUCAUGUUCAUUCGUCACCAUACCACGUAUCUGACCAUAAGGCAGCCAUCACAGUGGGGAUCAUAAUGGGGGUUUUUCUGCUCUGUUGGGUUCCAUUCUUCUGUGUGAACAUAGUCGCAGCGUUCUGUAAGACGUGUAUACCAGAUCUCGCCUUCAAAAUCCUUACAUGGCUCGGCUAUUCAAACUCAGCAUUCAACCCAAUCAUCUAUUCAAUAUUCAAUACAGAGUUUCGAGAAGCAUUCAAAAAGAUUCUCACAUCAAAGUACCCGCUCUGCUGCGGAUACAAGAGUGUUCGAGCGCAUACCCCUACGAGAAAUGACAACUUCGUCACAGACUAUGGCACUAAAACGUUGGUAGUACGAAGAAGUGGGUCUUUAGGGCUAUCUGGCGUAGACCCGACGCCAAGGUCAUCAGCAGAAUCGGUGAGACCUUUACGAGACUACCAUAUUUGACAAGAGGAUGGGGGUAGCAAUAAUGGGCUACUCAAUAAAAGUGAUGUGUGAACUUGAGACGUUUUAGUUGAUAAGGAAUUGUAAUGAUAUGGCCUGAUUCUUAAAAUUUGAAAUUCUAUCACAGUUACCAAGGUUAGAAAUAAUUUCAAAGACCUUAACGAAUAGUCAUUAAUUUUAAGUUUAGAAAACCAAAGAUUGGUUUUAUAGACAGACUCGAAUAAAUGCUCUUUGAACUCAAUAUAAUUAGUGUCGUCUAGCAAGCUAAUAGAUAAACUGUACAGGUUGGUGCAACACCACUCUCAAUCUCGAACAAAAGCCUAAACUUAACUACGUGUGUAAACAGAUGAAAAAAACCUGACUUGAAUUAAAUUUAAUACGCAUGACUCACACGUAUUUAAUGUUUAGGGCUGGCGCCAUUUUGAGAUUAAAGGAUCUCUGUCUUGCCAAUCUGUUUGUCCCUCAGUCACCCGUUCUUCUCAGGGGAAUCAAUAUGAAUUUCAUUUAAUAUUAUCAUAAGUGUUUAUUUCAUUUACCCUGUAUAAUUUAUUCUUUGUUUUUGUUGUUUCGAAAGAACAGAAUACUCAGUGCGAUAGUUAUACAUAUUUUCUGUUUAGAUAAUUUAUACGUCUAGGUAGAGCAUCUUGCUGUUAGACAACCGAUGAAAACAGGCCAAGUUUAUUACUUUAGUGUGCGUGACAUGCUACAGUAACUUUGUGUUACUAAAAAGGCAUUUAUAUUUUUCUCAAAAUUGAUUCCUUUAGAAUUAUUUUUGAUGUCAUUUCAAAUAUACUAGAUAUGAUCUCUGAGAGGGAAGAAGUGGCGCAAGAAACUGUCCCAGCAUUCUUUUUUUUGCGCUCUUUUCAAUAAAAUUACAGUAUUCUAAUGUCAUUGGUAUUGCUAUAAAAUAAUCAUAAUCUAGUCCCAGGCUCUCCGAUCACUUAUGUAUGUGUACAUUGCUCAAAAUAGAGGUUCACACAGUCACUGUAUCUAAAAAAUAAUUAUAUCUAAAUGAUCUAAGAUUUGCUAUGAAAUCUUCUUCUCUCUGAGUACUUUGUGUUUGCGUAAUGUCGACUCGAUCGCCAGAGGAAUAGUGGUUGUUAACCUCGCCUUAAUGUCGUUUUUACUUUUAUCAUGCAGUUGUAAGCAAGCGCCGUAAUAUAUUUGUUUUCAAAAAUUGAAUUUAAACAAUUUUAUGCUCAAUUCUUUUGUUGGUUACUAAAUUAUUUA